Molecule: messenger RNA, 1981 nt
Organism: Gadus morhua (Atlantic cod)
Lineage: Eukaryota; Metazoa; Chordata; Actinopteri; Gadiformes; Gadidae
Product: heme transporter hrg1-A
Exons: 3
Coding region: 363-800 (145 amino acids)
Biological process (GO): heme transport
Cellular component (GO): plasma membrane; lysosomal membrane
Molecular function (GO): heme binding; heme transmembrane transporter activity
Source: RefSeq, a predicted model, not a curated record
ACGCCGUUCUCCUGUUCACCACUAGUGGCCGCUAUGUUCCGCUCGCCGCGACGCAAGCUGCAUGGAUACAGAUUUCUUUGGCUUCAAAGACGCUCAUAACAUACUCCAGAAGCCACAAGCAGUAUCGCUUUUUUAUAAGUAGAAAACAGGAUCGUUUUUUAGGGAGCGUCAACACACCGCGGCACUUAUUUUUCCGUAUACACGUUUAGAUAUGGUUCGUUCAGCAACACAACAAAAGCCGAUCGCGUGUGCUUGAAGCGGACCGGAUGCAGAUUGCUCAGCGGGCUUGAUAUAUCACAUAUUAACAACUCUUCUUGACAAGUGUGUCAAUCCUGUCAUCACAAUUUUUCCCAGGUGUCACUAUGGGGGUUAACGUAAAAACGUACAUCAGCAUCGGCUAUGCGUCGUUCGGGAUGCUUAUGGGGUUCUCCGCCUUUCUGGUCUGGAACAUCGCGUACAGACAGCCGUGGACGGCCGCGAUGGGAGGGCUGUCAGGUGUGCUGGCCCUCUGGGCUCUGGUCACCAACAUCAUGUACCUACAGGGCUACUGGCAGACCUGGCUGAAGGGGCUCCGGUUCUUCCUCUUCAUGGGAUUGUUCUUCUCCCUGCUGUCUCUGACCGCCUUCAUCGCCUUCCUCUCUGUCGCCGUCUCGAAGAAGCAGUCCCUGAGCGACCCCAACAGUCUCUACCUGUCGGCAGUCUGGAGCAUCAUGAGCCUGAAGUGGUCGAUUGUGCUGUCGCUCCACGCCCACCGCUACCGCAAGGAGUUUGCAGACAUCAGUAUCCUCAGCGACUUCUGAUCUCCCACGCAGAACGUCUGGCCAGGGGACUCAGUGAAUUUGAUCUCUUAUGACAGACUGGUUUCAGACAGUGGCUUUGUAAACCCGACGGUUUAGAAGUUAGGUGUACUGGGAGUUCAGGGUUGUGUGGAUAGUAAACACAGGAAGCAUUGUGGGGUUAGUAUACUUCAAGGUAGCCAGCGGUGGUCUUGAAUUCUGCUGUGUAACCUUGGUAAAUACCAUACCAUUUUUAAAUUUGGCUGGCGUGCCCACGCCCAAAGACAUUGCUAUGUUUUAAAAAUUUCACAGGUUUGUAACGUGUUUAUGAGACGAACCUGAAAUCGAUUUAAUGAUUAAUAGAUUACAUGUUUAAUUAAUGGUAUCAUCUGAACCCCAUCCCGUCUGGUUGUUGUAUUUAUCUAUAGUUUUAAUCAACGCAGUGCCCCUUUCCUGCCACAAGAGGGUAUUCACGUACCACCUAUUGUGUAAGCAUCCCCGUCUGUAAAACCCCAGUUAUUUCAGUGGAUGAUUUUAACUUGAUGUCCAAUACCAAUAUCGUUUAAUAAUUAGUCUUUCAAGGGCACACAUGUAUCUAGCAUUGGAUCUAUAUAUUCAAACAUACAACAUAGUUGAAUCAAAACAAAACACAAUUUUAAUUCGAUUCCACACAAUAUCGUGUCUCAGGAGUACACAAACAAUAGCUAAUUAAGAUAUAUAAAUGUUAGUGCGAACAAGACUGGAUUCAUUCACACUUUAAUGUAAAACCUUUGUGUCUAUUUUUAUUUAUUGAUCUUACUUGAAAGUCAUUUUCCUGAUCAGGGAUCUAUUUUGUAGCAUUUGCGUCACUUUGACAUAAACCUAACCAAAAUGAAACAAUUAUCGAUGAAGCUUUUGUUUCGGCACUCAAUUAUUGUACAUUCAAUGAAAUGCAUGCAAGUAAUUAUGAUUUUUAUUUACCAAAUGCUAUUAUUAUCAUUCUAAUAGCAAAUUAUUAUUUUGUUGCCUAAGGGGAAUAUAUUAUAGGCAUAUUUUUCCUUCAUCAAUGUUUGUCUGUGUGUACUACCUUAUCUUUAUACACCAUGUCAAAGUAAUCAUCAUUGUGUCGAUUCUCUAACAGUUCGGAUGUGUGGAUGUAGGGAUGUACCUGUACAGCUCCCCGUGCUUUGAGUCACUUUAAUAAAGUAUCUUUUUUAACAGCCAUG